Panicum virgatum (switchgrass) is the source of this 1521-nucleotide messenger RNA. Its product is annotated as putative disease resistance protein RGA4. Bases 157 to 1488 code for a protein of 443 amino acids. NCBI's taxonomy places the organism in Eukaryota, Viridiplantae, Streptophyta, Magnoliopsida, Poales, Poaceae. The transcript has 2 exons. The record is from RefSeq and is a predicted model, not a curated record.
UUCGCCAACUUCCAUCACGCGAUGGCUGCUCUCUUGUUGCAAAUUCAUCAGCCAUCCAUGUGGAUAUGGCCUUGCAAAUUCAUCAGCGAGGCAGGGUGUGAUUGAUUGAUUGCGCGAAGCUCUUGUUUGGAUUGGUUGACCGGAGUAGCGAGUGAAAUGCCCUCUCCACAGUUUAGAUUGGUUGACUUCUAUGGCUGCUUGGUUGGCAGCCAACGUGGGAGAGCGAAAUGCCACCGUGGCAUCACCGCCUCUCCUCCCUCUCCCUCUGCUGUGGUGAGGGAAGCUUCCAUCCAUCACCGCCGCCUCCCGCCACCAUCCGGAUCUACGGACGGCGGCGGGGGCGAGCCGCGGCCGGCCUGUUGCGGGAGAUGGCGGAGUUGCCGGCCGCGAGGGCGCGAACACCCAGGGCCGCGCCGCCGCUCUCGGCCUCCUCGGCUCCACCUCCGCGGCGUCGAGACGAACCGGGCAGGGCGCCGCGCCACCUCCUCCUCGCCGUCAACGAUCUCCAGGCUCCACCACCUCUCACAUGAGUCUGCUAUGGGAACAGAUUGUGCUGUAAUAGCUACACAGCCGAGCGAAAUUGAGGAUGCUCUUCAUUUAGCUCGUCAUUUGUAUUUAUCAGUGGAUCAACCGGAAAUUCUUCUGAAUGCUUCCCUAGAGAAAGGAUCUCCAGUUUUCCAAACAUUGAUAUGUGAUGGACAUGUAUUUCAAGAUAUGAAGAUAUUAUCAAAAUACAACUCUAUCAGAGCUUUAAAGAUCAACCGAGGCUCAUUCCUAAGGCCAAAAUAUCUUCAUCACCUAAGGUAUCUUGAUCUCUCAGAAAGUGAUAUUAGAGCACUUCCUGAAGACAUUAGCAUCCUAUAUCAUCUGCAAACACUAGACCUUUUUGAUUGUGGUGAUCUUCAGCGACUUCCAAAGGAACUGAAGUAUUUGACUUCCCUCCGUCACCUCUAUAGUCACAAAUGUCCAAAGUUGAAAAGCAUGCCCGCAGAGCUCGGACACCUCACUUCCCUGCAGACACUUACAUGCUUUGUUGUAGGUACUGACUCCGAUUGCAGUAAUGUGGGAGAGCUGCAGAAUUUGGACCUUGGCGGUAAACUAGAGCUAAGACAGCUCGAAAAUGUGACAGGAGCAAAUGUUGCACAAGCUGCAAGUCUUGCAAAUAAGAAAAAACUGACUGAACUGGAGUUAGUAUGGACUGAUAGUGACCAGGAGGCACUGAAUAAUAAUCAUGAAGAGGUGGUGGAAGGUCUCAAACCUCAUGAUGGGCUGAAGGUCCUGAGGAUAUAUUCUUGUGGGAGAAGUACUUUGCCAACGUGGAUUAAUAUUUUGAAUGGCAUGAUGGAGCUUAAGUUAUCAGGUUGCAAAAAGCUCGAGAAGCUUCCUGCACUCUGGCAAUUACCAGUUCUGGAAAUUCUUCACCUGGUAGAAUUGGAGAGCUUACAUUGUUUGUGCAGUAGCGCUACUACACCUGUCACAUUUCAAUAACUGAAGGUGCUUACCUUGAUUCGGAUGCAUAAA